Molecule: messenger RNA, 1586 nt
Organism: Myotis daubentonii (Daubenton's bat)
Lineage: Eukaryota; Metazoa; Chordata; Mammalia; Chiroptera; Vespertilionidae
Product: Kruppel-like factor 18
Exons: 2
Coding region: 1-1239 (412 amino acids)
Source: RefSeq, a predicted model, not a curated record
AUGAUGGAUCCCACAGCUGAAGACCUAGUUCAGUUAUCUGGCAACCAGACCCCUUAUGGAGGCCAGAUGACCUGCGGUGGGGACCAGACCCGUUAUGGAGGCCAGAUGACCUGUGGUGGGGACCAGACCCGUUAUGGAGGCCAGAUGACCUGUGGUGGGGACCAGACCCGUUAUGGGGGCCAGAUGACCUGUGGUGGGGACCAGACCCGUUAUGGGGGCCAGAUGACCUGUGGUGGGGACCAGACCCAUUAUGGAGGCCAGAUGACCUGUGGUGGGGACCAGACCCGUUAUGGAGGCCAGAUGACCUGCGGUGGGGACCAGACCCAUUAUGGGGGCCAGAUGACAGCUCUUAAAGGGGGCUAUCCACUGACCUUCACUGGGAACCAUACCUUCACUGGGGGCCAGGUGACAACACACAGCAGUGACAAGACUCUCUAUGGGGGAUUCCCGGACUGUUCAAGUUCCCAUUUGACCCAAGGACAACCCCUAGAAGAGCAGAAGUCAAAACUCAAAACCCAGAGAUGUCAGUUCAAGAAGAAUCUUGACAUUUCAAAGCCCUACAUUUGCACAGACCAGGACUGUAAGAAAUCAUAUUCAAAGAAUUCCUAUCUCGGCCGAGAGGAUCGCUUCACUGGGGCAGUCUCCGCAUCUCAUGGGGAGACAGACCUGCUGCCUUUGAUUGGUCUUGGUCCUCAUACCUCCAGGAAGAAACCGGAUCUCGAUAAGCUCUAUGAGCUGAAGUCCAAAGCUCCGCAGAACCAGUUUGGCCCCUCAGCCCUCAUCAACCUGUCCAAUUUAUCAGCCAUAAAACGGGAACCAGUCAGCACCCCUCCGCAAGGCUCCAUGGCCAAUAGCACUACAGUGGUAACAAUACCAGGCACGCCUGGGUCUGGAGGGCGUCUCAGCCCUGAAGACAAUCAGGUGUUGACCAAGAAGAAAUUACAAGACUUAGUGAGAGAAGUGGAUCCUAAUGAGGAACUGGAUGAUGAUGUAGAGGAGAUGCUGCUGCCGAUGGCUGAUGGUUUUAUCGAGAGUGUAGUGCCAGCAGCCUGCCAGCUGGCUCGGCAGCGCGAGUCCAGCACCCUGGAGGUGAAGGACGGCCAGCUGCACCUACAGUGCCGGUGGAACACGUGCCUCUCAGGAUUUGGCUCUGAAGAAAUCCGACCCUACAGAAAAGCUUGCACCACAGAGGCUCACAAACAGAGAAUGGCAUUGAUCCGGGAAAUAACCAAGAAAUAACCCAUGGAAAGAUCAGGGAAUGGACAACAUUGUUUUUGGAGAUGCUUGAGCUGAGACCUCAGCCAUCUCAUCUUUGGACUUUUUUUUUUUAAUGCUUUACAGAGAAGCAUAUAUAUUUUUAUUAACAGUGCAGCAAUAUCUAUAAUGACUGACAGGAUCUGCCAAAAGAAUAAAGCCUCCUGCCCCCACUUUGGCCCUUUCCCCUGCCGCCUCUAAGAGGGGCAACUGAUCUUCCAGAGAAGAUUUUAUUUGUGGUUUAUUAUAUAAGUGAUUGAAUAUGGGACAAAGCAGUGUGGUCUGAUUUCGUGAGACAGUAUUAGCAGGAUUGGUAGAGGUUUUUGUUUCCU